Molecule: messenger RNA, 1113 nt
Organism: Besnoitia besnoiti
Lineage: Eukaryota; Apicomplexa; Conoidasida; Eucoccidiorida; Sarcocystidae
Product: SAG-related sequence
Exons: 1
Coding region: 1-1113 (370 amino acids)
Cellular component (GO): membrane
Source: RefSeq, a predicted model, not a curated record
AUGGCGCGACUGCAGCAGAAGCGCGGAGUGUUGAAGUCGAAGAGUCGCAAAUUGAUGGCUCUUUGCGCGUGCGGAGUUCUGGCAUUGUCAAGCGGCAGCGCGUUCGCGGACCCGCUUGCAGCGGCACAGUUUCUGCAGACUUUGGACGACGGGUCGGCUCAGCCUUCCAGCAAUGCUGUGUCGUGUUCAGCGGCACAGAAAACGGGGGGCAGCAGUGUUGAGCACCGCAUUCUCCUGCUAUCGGAGAGUCAGCUCUGUGCCACCUUUGAAUGCCCUAAGGAGAGCCAAGCUAUUCCAACGGCGUUGACAGACGUGUGCGUCGCCCCUAAACACGAAACGAUGGAUGCCUGCCGGGAGGCCGGGACAAAUCUCAAGGACGUUCUCCAAACAAACAACCCACUAGCAUGGACGGUUGCGGACGCCAAGGCCCAGGGAGCAGGGGUAACGCGAACAUUGACCCUAAAAAAGGAAGACCUGCCUUUCACGGAUAAAUCUUUCUUCGUGGGGUGCCAAGCAUCAGGUCAGCCACAAUCUCCGUGCCAAGUCGACAUCACAGUGAAGGCGAGGUCUUCAUCCGUCGACGACAAAAACGUCGUCACAUGUGCUUACGGCGCCGAGAGCAACCCCAGUGCCCUGCAAGUCCAGAUUACAAAGGAGAACAACACACUCACCAUUGCGUGUGGAAAAAAUGGAACUAUCAAGCCGGCGAUCUAUCAAGAUCGCUACUGCGAGGACGAGAAGCUAUCGCAGUGUUCCAGGAGCUACAAGGAUAUUUUGCCCAGGUUCGACAGCUCGUGGUGGACAAAGGAGGGACACGCAGCUUCGGCUGACACAUUGAAGCUGACGAUCCCUAGGGAGGGUUUUCCAGCUGAGGAGCAGAUGUUUUAUGUUGGCUGUGCUCCCAUGUCUAAGGGUGGCAGCCAGAAGGUCUCUGACGUCGCCGAUGUCGAGGAAGAUGACAGCCACGCCUCUCUCAAAGGCCAGAGUACUUGCAGGGUGCAUGUGACCGUGAGGGCAUCAGGUUCCGCUCUGCCUGCAAGCUCCACUGCCUUGAUAGCCGCUGGGGGUUUCGGCGCGGCAUUUUUGGCGGGCCUUUUCGCGGAUGUCUUCUAG